UCAGUGCCCGCUGUCCCAUCCUGGGCCGGUAUAAAGCAGGCCAGAGCCCUCCCCGCUUGCCGCUCAGUUUAUCCCUAGAAGCAGCUAGCUACUCCAGGUGCGUAGGUGCCAUGCAGCCCCGGAUGCUCCUUAUCGCGGCCUUCUUGGCUCUCCUGGCAUCUGCCCGAGCUAAGGAGACAGAGGUGCCCUUGCUGCUGGUCUCUGUGCAGAGCUACAUGAAACAAGCCACCAAGACGGUCCAGGACGCACUAAGCAGCGUGCAGCCGUCUGAAAUGGCUGCACAGGCCAGGGGCUGGAUGGACAAUGGCUUCAGUUCCCUGAAAGGCUAUUGGAACAAGUUUACGAACAAGUUCACUGUCCUCUGGGGUCCUACCCCUGAGGCCCAACCAACUCUAGAGCCUGAGCCUUGAGACCUCUGUGUCCCAAAUGUGCCCAUGCCCCCAUCCUGCUGCCUCCCCCGGGGGUCUUUCAGGUGGCCCCUGAAGGUUGCUUUAAGGGGAAAGUACUCUCAUGUCUUCACCCCUCUUCAGACCUCACCUGAACAUGCUGCCUCUAAUAAAGCUGUAUGAGAAGCUGCCAAA
Messenger RNA from Psammomys obesus (fat sand rat), 581 nucleotides. It is a transcript of the gene Apoc3, whose product is annotated as apolipoprotein C3. The record is from RefSeq and is a predicted model, not a curated record. Gene Ontology annotation, cellular component: extracellular region; very-low-density lipoprotein particle; intermediate-density lipoprotein particle. Gene Ontology annotation, molecular function: lipase inhibitor activity; high-density lipoprotein particle receptor binding; phospholipid binding. Bases 111 to 410 code for a protein of 99 amino acids. Gene Ontology annotation, biological process: negative regulation of lipoprotein lipase activity; lipid transport; triglyceride homeostasis. The transcript has 4 exons. Lineage: Eukaryota; Metazoa; Chordata; Mammalia; Rodentia; Muridae.